AUGACCAUCAGCAAAUCAUUGCACAUCUUCUCCAAAAUCACCCAUCCGUACAGCAUGACCAAUUCAGAGAUGUGGCCGAUAUCCAGUCCCAAGACGUCAGUAAAGCCGUAUAUCGCAUGUGGGCCUCCUCUACUGACACGGAGAAUUAGUGAACAGUCCAACGUCAACGGCGCUCCGCACGCCAUCAUCGAGUCACCACUUCUCCGCCUCCCACCAGAGCUUAGGAACGUUAUCUUCGCCUACGCACUCGAUCACGGGACAGUCUCUCCCCAUCUCGGAACGACUUGUCUAGAGCGCAGGUUGAGGAAAGACCCGAUCCGGAAGCGCUUCGGUCUGCUAUUCACCUGCCGACAGAUCUACGCGGAGACUGCUCUCCUACCAUACAAGCUCAACACAUUCAGUGUGCGGGGCUUGAUACCCUUAGUGGCUCUCGAGAAUUUCUUGUGUAGGCGAACUCAGGCUCAGAUGCAGGUGAUGGACAAGGUGCAGAUGGAUCACGAAGAAUUGCGGGCGGCGACGGUGUGGAUGGACAAGAUUGCCAGUGAGCUUGAGCCGGCUUGCCAAGCGAAUUCCACCGAAAUGGUGACUCGCGCACAACGGAAGGAGUGGUUAGAGAAAAGCAUGAAUCCUUUAUGUCAAAGGCCGCUGACGCGAACGCACAUCUCCGAGCGCAAUGCAGCCGCCUCGCCCCUCCUCCGCCUGCCCCCCGAGCUACGAAAUUCGAUCUUCGCCUACGCCCUCUACCACGAGAGAUUCAUUCUCGGUCCCCCAGACUCAUGCGGCUAUGUGGUCAAGUCGCGUGACAAGAAUUUACUCAGCCUUCUCUACGUUUGUCGUCAGAUCUAUUCCGAAACGGCAUUCCUGCCGUACAGGCUGAACAGCUUCGAGAUCUGCCGAGACAGUCCCGUCAGCUUAGUCGCGUUCCUCAAGCGACGGACGGCUACUCAGAUUGAGCUCAUGCAGGAUGUGAUUAGGAGAUGGAAGUACGUCAAGACGCAUAUCUACAGUUUCUACCCUGUUCCAUCACUCUCUCGUUUUGUCUCCAACGUACGCAUCCGCUCCAGUGACCAAGAUUUCAGCCUCGAUUACAGCAUGUCGAGUCCGAAGAAGCACUCCGAGGGCGCCAGAUCUGAUCUCGCGCAUGGCACCAACCCGAUCGUCAACGAUAUUUCCCAGCGCAAUGCAGAGUCUCCUCUCCUUCGCCUCCCCGCCGAACUCCGCAACCACAUAUUUGCCCUUGCCCUUACUCAGGGAGAUAUCAAGGGGAACUACGGCGCCUGGCUCAAGAACAAGAACUCGGUCAACCUUCUCUACGUUUGUCUUGCUAGCACCGAGCGCAACGCUACCUCAUCCCCACUCCUCCGUCUUCCCCCCGAGAUCCGCAACCACAUCUUCUCUCUCGCCCUCAAUCACGGCUACAUCCCGAUAAUCUUUCCAGAACGCUCUCAUCGUUGGAACAUUAAACGAGCUGAACGCCGAGGCUUCGAAUAUCGCUACCACUACAAGCAAUUCUGCAACAUCUUCUACAACCCCAUCAGCUUCUCGGCGAGGUCUUGUUCCUUCAAGCUGAAAAAGCGCCCAGUCCGCAAUUUCAAGCGUCUCAACUACCUCAAGCGGCCCGUCAACCUCCUGUUCGUGUGUCGCCAAAUCCACGCCGAGACCGCACUGCUUCCGUACAAAGUCAAUACAUGGGUGAUCGAAUUGAACAGGCCCUGGGAGAGGAUAAGAGAAGGGUAUGAGCGGUACUAUUGGCAUGAUCCAAUGCACUUCGUCGAGAAAUUGACCGCAACGCAGAGGGAGGUCAUGGAGAAAGUAUGGUCCGUUGACGAGUUUGGAGGCAAACAUACGGUAUACAUGGGGUCUGCGAAAGUAUGGAUGGAGCGCUGGUUGCCACGGCCGAGACGUUGCGUCCUUGAGAGUAUGGAAUCUCUCAAGAUCACGUCUCCUUCAACCAACUUUGCGGCAAUCAACACUGACGUCAAAGCCGAUAUGUCGGCGCCAGAGGAGCAGUCAGAGAGCGAUCGCGAUCAAAUCACCCAGCAAAACGCCAAAUCACCUCUUCUGCGUCUUCCUGCCGAGCUCCGCAACCAGAUCUUUGCCCUUGCCCUCACACAGCCUAUCAUUGAGAUCUUCUGGUCUAGGGCGCGCUGGAGGUUCAUGUUUUCCGAGGAUUGUCGGCCAGACUACGUUCGACAACCGCUCAACCUCCUCUUCGUGUGUCGACAAACCCAUGCUGAGACUGCCACUCUUCCCUACAAGCUUAACACGUUUGCUGUCGAUUUCCUUUACCAACGUGAGCCUCCGAAAAACUUUCUUUAUCAGAGGACAGUGAAGCAGAGGGAAGUGAUGGGUAGUAUCAGCGAGCGAGACUCUUAUUCUGGAAACGCUGGAGAGCCUAUGUCCGCAACGGAAUGGAUGGCUUUUAUAGAAGCGGAGGCUUUCUCGUCCUCCUGGAAGAAUGAUGAGACUGAUGAGACGGAGGCUUGA
Messenger RNA from Alternaria triticimaculans, 2487 nucleotides. RefSeq lists its product as uncharacterized. Lineage: Eukaryota; Fungi; Ascomycota; Dothideomycetes; Pleosporales; Pleosporaceae. The record is from RefSeq and is a predicted model, not a curated record. The transcript has 8 exons. The coding region runs from base 1 to 2487 and encodes 828 amino acids.